CGAUCGGUUUAAUGAUUCCGUCGCUGUUCUCGCGGGAGUGAAACCGGGUGAGAAGAUUUUGUCAGAGAGCAAGAUUGGGGAUCUGAAAACCUGGCUCAGCGCGACAAUCGCUGAUCAGGAAACCUGCCUCGACGGAUUCGAGGGGACGAGUGGGGGUUUCAGGGAGAAACUGGAGGCGGCGAUGGUGAAUUCGUCGCAGCUAGCCAGUAAUAGCCUCGCCAUCGUUUCUUCAAUUUUGGAGAAGCUGCAUUUUCCCAUCAAUCGGAGGUUACUGUCGGCGGAGGGAGCCGGCAGAGGGCUUUUACCGGAAUGGGUGACGGAGGUGCAGAGGAGGGUUUUGUUUUCAGACCAGACAACGGCGAACGUCACGGUGGCGCAGGAUGGAACGGGGAAGGUGAAGACAGUACAGGAGGCGGUGGAUCUGGUGCCGAAGAGGAAUCCGAGCCCAUUUGUGAUUUAUGUUAAAGCAGGUGAAUACAGAGAGGUGGUGAAUAUCGAUAAGAACAAGUGGAAUGUAGUGAUUGUCGGCGACGGCAUGGAUAAGACGAUCAUUACCGGUAACAAGAACUUCAUUGAUGGAACUCCUACCUUUUCGACUGCAACAUUUG
Phalaenopsis equestris is the source of this 608-nucleotide messenger RNA. RefSeq names its product pectinesterase 3-like. Gene Ontology annotation, molecular function: pectinesterase activity; pectinesterase inhibitor activity. Gene Ontology annotation, biological process: cell wall modification. NCBI's taxonomy places the organism in Eukaryota, Viridiplantae, Streptophyta, Magnoliopsida, Asparagales, Orchidaceae. The record is from RefSeq and is a predicted model, not a curated record.